AUGAAUGCAUGCUGGACCUGUCGCUGUCGACGUCACAAAUGUGAUGGAACCAGGCCUCACUGUAACAAAUGUCAAGCCAACAAGGUGGAGUGCCUCGGCUAUGGAAAAACCAAACCCUUGACUUGGGUCCGCGGUGUCGCCAACAGAGGUCCUCGGAAGAACUGUGAAUUUCCCGACACAGGUCCGUCGCCUUUGGCUGAGAAAAAGUACUCUCGAUCCGGAAUUAUCAUCACUCGCUUCACUCCACCGCAAGAUAAGCCGCCUUCAACUGAUGAUUUGAGUUUGACGUCGACAUAUCCACAAUGCCACCGAGAGAAUGUUUCUCCACAGGCAGGAAGCUUGCGUCUGGGACUGACAGACCCGACGUGCCAAAAUCUUCUUCGUGACGUACGGUUCUUCAUUGACCACUUCGAGCGGCACGUCUGUCCGCUCUUAAUUUUCAGCGAAAAUGUAUUCAACCCAUACCAAGAGAUAAUUUCUCGCUCAAAAUCAUCGCCAGUAAUCGAAAACGCCAUCAUUGCGCUGGCUGCUUGCCACUUUGCCAACAGUAUUACAGGCAUGCCGCUCUUCUCUGACACAGAAUCCAAACACAUGAUUAACUCCUCCCACUCUGGUGUAAAACAAAACUAUAUCCGCCUCAAGAUGGUCGCGUUGAGGUCCUUGUCAGAGGAGGUGGCAAACGCAAAAAGGCGCACGAACUUGAACAUCUUUUACGCAGCAUUUCUGUUCGUGUUGUUGGAUCUCACCGAGAGUGGGGCCAACUGCUGGAAAGUCCAUGUUGAAGGCGCAAAGAAAAUGUUGGAUUUUGAAGAUCGCGAGGUGUCAUCAAGCUGGUCAAGCGUUUUCGAACAAAUCGCGGAUGAAAUAUUUGUAUUCGAUACGAUCGGAUCGACCCUAUUUCGGCCUGGUGGUGCGGUGUCCCAAGCACAAGACCAUGGAUCCAUAGCUUCCCAAAGAUGGGCAGGCUAUGUUGCUGACACUCCCACCUCGAAGCCAAUGCAUACGCACAAGGAGCUUUCAGGAAUACUAACCAGCUUACACCGAAUCAGGGACUUUGAUCCACACGUAUGGGCCACAUACAUGAACGGUGUUGGUCAUGUUGCCUCUUCGAGGUUUCAUGACCUGCUCCUUCACAGCAGCAAGAUUUGGAAACUGACCGCGGACAUUUAUGCAACACGAGUUUAUCGCAGCCUCACAAAGGAUAUCAGUAUCGCUGUUCCCUCAGUAGAUGAGCUCAUACAGGAAUUCGCGUUCCUAGGCGCUCACGAUAGGGUGGAAAAGGAUUUGAUAUGGCCAACCUUCAUCAUUGGUGCCGAGUGCACCCGCGAAAAUCAGAGAAAUUGGGUUAUAGCAAUGAUGGAGAAAAUCUGGCAAAUUACUUUCUCUGCCAAUUGUAAGAAUGCAGCGCAUGUGUUGAAAGGGUUGUGGAAGAAACAGGAUUUGUUUAGGAGCACGCAGGGAACUAGGGACCCCGAUGGCUGGGAUUGGAUAACGGAGAUUUCUUUACUGGACGACCAUUGGAUCUUAUACUGA
This is a messenger RNA of Colletotrichum truncatum, 1533 nucleotides long. Lineage: Eukaryota; Fungi; Ascomycota; Sordariomycetes; Glomerellales; Glomerellaceae. The record is from RefSeq and is a predicted model, not a curated record.